AUGUCUGAUCUAUUCGUUGACAUCCAAUUACCAACAGGAGAAUCAUAUAAACAACCAAUUGGGUUAUUCAUUAACAAUGAGUUUGUUGAAGGUCAUUCAGAUGAAUUAAUCAGUACAAUAAAUCCAACUAAUGGUGAAUUAAUCACAAAAGUCCAUUCAGCAAAUGAGCAAGAUAUUGAUAUAGCUGUUAAAUCUGCCCGUGAAACUUAUGAAAACGUUUGGUCCAAAACAUCAGGUUCUGCAAAGGGCGAAUUAUUAUAUAAACUAGCUCAAUUAAUUGAAGAAGAGAAGGAAAUUUUAGCUAAAAUUGAUACAUUAGAUGCAGGUAAACCUUAUCAUUCAAACUCUUUAGGAGAUUUAGAACAAAUUAUUGAAUUGACCAAAUUUUUCGCAGGUUAUGCUGAUAAAAUCAAUGGUAAAUACAUUCCAAUCUCUGAUGAUAAAUUUGUUUAUGAAAUUAAAGAACCUUAUGGUGUUGUUGGACAAAUUGUUCCAUGGAAUUACCCAUUAGCUAUGGCUUCAUGGAAAAUCCAAAGUGCCAUAGCUGCAGGUAAUACAGUUGUUAUUAAAUCUGCUGAAAAUACUCCAUUAUCUUUAUUAUAUUUUGGUCAAUUGGUUAAAAAAGCUGGAUUCCCACCUGGUGUGAUUAACAUUGUUAGUGGGUUAGGUCCAAUUGCUGGUAGUGCAAUCGCUAAACAUGAAGAUAUUGAUAAAGUUGCAUUUACAGGUUCAACUAAUGUGGGUAAAAUUAUUCAAAAAUUGGCCACAUCAAAUUUAAAAGCUGUUACUUUAGAAUGUGGUGGGAAAUCUCCAAGUGUUGUUUUCAACGAUGCUAAUUUGAAAGAGGCUGUUAAAUGGAGUAGUUUAGGAAUUUAUUAUAAUACUGGACAAAAUUGUACAGCAAAUUCAAGAAUUCUUGUUGAAGAAGAUGUUUAUGAUGAGUUUUUGGUUAAAUUCAAGCAAUAUGUUUUGGAAAAUUGGAUUACUGGAGAUCCAUUUGAUUCUAAAACUACUGUUGGACCAUUAAUUUCCAAGGUUCAAUUGGAUAGAGUUUUAGAAUAUGUUAAAAUUGGUGAAGAUGAAGAACAUUUGGAGAAAUUAGAAUUGGGUGAUAAAGCAAUCUAUUCAAAGCAUAAUGGAUGGUUUUUAAAUCCAACAGUGUUUUUAGAUGUUCCAGUUGAUUCAAGAUUAUUCCAAGAGGAGAUCUUUGGACCAGUUGUUACAAUAACUAAAUUUAAAGGUUAUAAAGAUGCAUUAUCCAAGGCAAAUAACACUCAAUAUGGGUUAGGCUCUGCAGUUUUCACCAAAGAUAUUAAGAAAGCCCAUAAAUUUGGUAAAGGAUUAAAAGCUGGUACAGUUUGGAUCAAUUCUUCAAAUGAUGAGGAUAUUAGGGCCAGUUUUGGAGGAUAUAAGAUGAGUGGUAUUGGAAGAGAAUUAGGGGAGAGUGGAGUUGAUGUAUAUACACAGAUCAAGGCCAUUCAUGUGAAUUUGGCUGACGAUGAUUGA
This is a messenger RNA of Hansenula anomala, 1506 nucleotides long. RefSeq lists its product as uncharacterized. Bases 1 to 1506 code for a protein of 501 amino acids. The record is from RefSeq and is a predicted model, not a curated record. Gene Ontology annotation, molecular function: oxidoreductase activity, acting on the aldehyde or oxo group of donors, NAD or NADP as acceptor. The transcript has a single exon. Lineage: Eukaryota; Fungi; Ascomycota; Saccharomycetes; Phaffomycetales; Wickerhamomycetaceae.